Messenger RNA from Rotaria sp. Silwood1, 252 nucleotides. The record is from the annotation of a GenBank genome assembly. Lineage: Eukaryota; Metazoa; Rotifera; Eurotatoria; Philodinida; Philodinidae.
AUGAUGAAUGAUAUUGACUUUCGAGGAGUAAAAUAUCUGGCUGAUUCGUUACAGAAUAAUACAACACUUACAACACUACAUCUUGGUGGUAAUACAAUAGGUUUUGAAGGAGCUCGAGUUUUAGCUAACGUAUUACAAAAUCAUACAACACUUACAGAAUUGAUGCUUGAAGUCGGUGACAUUGGUAAUCGAGGGACACAAUAUUUAGCUAAUGCAUUAGAAAAUAACAAUGUAAGAUCAUUUCAUGAAUAA